UUUAAUUUUUAAAAAUAGAAAUAACAACACUGUUUUUGAGAAAUGGCAUCAAUAAUUCUAAUAAUAAAGGCCACCUUUAUCAUAGGGAUAGCAAUUAUGGCGUUUGUAGCAGGGAUUUUACCCACAAUUAUCCCUUGGUGCAAAGGAAGUGCUAAUGUACUCGGUAUUGCGAAUGCUUUCAGUGGAGGGGUCUUCUUGGCAAUCGCAUUCCUUCAUAUUAUGCCAGAGGCAACUGAAGAGUUCAGUCAAUUUAUGGAAAAUCAGAGCGAAUCUGAUGGAUAUGUAAGCUGGCUAAAGCAUGGGAAUGAUGAUUCAUUCUUUCCACUACCCUUUGCUCUGACCUUUGUGGGCUACGCUAUUAUAUUGCUCAUUGAUAAAGUAGUUUUUGAUACCCAUUCUUUGGUCAAAGAUCAUGAAUCUGGAGCUUACCAUCAAAGGGAUUCUAGCAAGAAUGUGGAAUUUGAAAUGGAAGAAUAUAAUGAGCUCAACAAAGAAACCAACAACCGGAAAGAUUCCCUUAAAAAUAAAGUUAAUAAUGAAAUUGAUGAAGACGAAGGCCCUCAAAGAAUCCAGACUAAAUUUGUAGCCAAAUUAGAUCAUGCUCUGAAUUGGAGUAACACCUCUCAAAAGAGCGAUUCUUCCCAUCAGAAUGACGAUUUAGAAAAUGGGAUUGCCGGUUUAUUAAUUACCAAGAAAGAAAACUCUCUUUUGCAAAGAGAUCAUAAGCAUAAAAAGAAAAGAUGCGCUUGAAAUCUUGCACCAAUUAUUUUAUGAAUGGCUCUGAGCGUUCACUCUAUCUUUGAAGGGAUUGCAACUGGAUUGAUUAAGGAAGAAAGUGGCCUAUGGACUUUUGUAAUGGCGAUUGGUGCUCAUAAGUGGGCUGCUGCCAUGUCUUUAGGUAUCAGCAUGACUAAAAAUUUUAAGGAUCAGGUCGGAACUAUGAUAAUUGUCCUCACAAUAUUCUCACUCGCAACUCCUAUAGGAGUUCUUUUAGGAAUGAUUGUAGCUACUCAAUCGGCAAUAGUAGAUGUCAUAUUCUCAUCUCUGGCGGCAGGAACUUUUGUUUAUAUAGCUUGCUCAGAAGUGAUAGUAGAGGAAUUUUCGGUACCAAAAUAUCGAUGGGUCAAGAUGUUCUCAUUCCUCAGUGGAGCAACCCUUAUAGUAAUUCUUGGCUUUUUAGAAUAGUCAGGAAUCACAAUCAAAUCGUAUUUAAAUCACUUUGUGACGUGCUCAGUUU
Molecule: messenger RNA, 1237 nt
Organism: Moneuplotes crassus
Lineage: Eukaryota; Ciliophora; Spirotrichea; Euplotida; Euplotidae
Source: the annotation of a GenBank genome assembly